AUUCUACACUUUUCAAACUUUCUCUGUUUAGGAUCCUUCAACUCUCUUCUUCUGUUCUCUCUGUCUUUUUUGGAACUCUCUGUUUCUAAGGUGACAUGCUUUUCUCAUGAUAUUUUCUUCUUCCUCUGUUUAAUAGUUUCGGAGUUAGGGUUUAUACUUUGGCUUAUAAAUAUUGCAGCAUUUGGUUACAAGGUACUAUUUUUUCUGAUCAUUCAGAGUAAGGCCGAGAAGUUUCCCCCGGGCAUUAGUGUUCUAAUGGUAAUAAUUCUAUAGAAAAAAAGUUGGAUUGUAGUUAAGGCAUGAUUGGAAGAAAAAACAUGGGACGUGAAUCGCCUUUACUUCUGAUACUAUUGACAGUAGGGUUUUUCUUUGGGACAUAUAACUUGUUAACAACUAUAAUUGGCCACAAGGGUACAGAAGUUGAUGAUUUGGAUAGUAUAUCGGAACAGAAUGUGAUCGAUCCGGUCAUACAGAUGCCACGGAAAGUGAAACUAGCUGAGAAUCCUAAGUUACCCUUCCACAUUGCACUAACUGCCACUGAUUCUAGUUACAGCCAAUGGCAGUGUCGAAUUAUGUACUAUUGGUAUAAGAAAGUGAAGGAUUUGCCUGGAUCGGAUAUGGGAGGGUUUACACGAGUUUUACAUUCGGGAAAACCAGAUAAUUUGAUGGAUGAAAUUCCAACAUUUGUCGUCGAUCCUCUUCCCGCCGGUCUGGAUAGGGGUUAUAUUGUCUUAAAUAGACCAUGGGCUUUUGUGCAAUGGUUGGAAAAGGCAAAUAUCCCAGAGGAAUACAUAUUGAUGGCAGAACCUGACCACAUCUUUGUAAAACCACUGCCUAACUUGGCGAGUGAAAAAUAUCCAGUGGCAUUCCCAUUUUUUUAUAUUAAGCCUGCUGAAAAUGAGAAAAGCUUGCGAAAGUUCUAUCCUGAGGAGAAGGGGCCGGUGACAGAUAUUGACCCUAUUGGCAAUUCUCCUGUGAUAAUUAAGAAGAACUUGCUGGAAAAAAUUGCACCUACAUGGAUGAAUGCAUCUUUAGGAAUGAAAGAUGAUCCAGAGACUGAUAAAGCUUUCGGUUGGGUACUAGAAAUGUAUGCAUAUGCCGUUGCUUCUGCGCUGCAUGGAGUACAACAUAUUCUUCGGAAAGACUUUAUGAUACAGCCCCCGUGGGAUACAGAGAUAGGCAAAACUUUUAUAAUCCAUUUCACUUAUGGAUGUGACUACUCUUUAAAAGGUGAGCUAACAUAUGGUAAAAUUGGAGAGUGGCGCUUUGACAAGAGAUCAUAUCUCCGUGGUCCACCACCUAAGAAUCUCCCAUUGCCUCCUCCUGGAGUUCCAGAAAGUGUGGUCACCCUGGUAAAAAAGGUCAAUGAAGCAACAGCUAACAUUCCUGGAUGGGACACAGAGGACAAAGAACAAAGAAAUGAAAACAGUUGAGAUGAUGAUGAGAACAAUUUAAUCGCCCGAUCCGCAAGCUUUGUGCUCUGUUAUCAGUCUAGCUCCUUUGACAUGAACAUAUUUUACUUUACAAACCACACGGUGAGAAAAGAAUACAAA
Messenger RNA from Papaver somniferum (opium poppy), 1553 nucleotides. RefSeq names its product hydroxyproline O-arabinosyltransferase 3-like. Gene Ontology annotation, molecular function: glycosyltransferase activity. The transcript has 9 exons. The record is from RefSeq and is a predicted model, not a curated record. Bases 300 to 1433 code for a protein of 377 amino acids. NCBI's taxonomy places the organism in Eukaryota, Viridiplantae, Streptophyta, Magnoliopsida, Ranunculales, Papaveraceae.